Messenger RNA from Anopheles gambiae (African malaria mosquito), 3209 nucleotides. It is a transcript of the gene Eno, whose product is annotated as enolase. Gene Ontology annotation, cellular component: phosphopyruvate hydratase complex. Gene Ontology annotation, biological process: glycolytic process. Lineage: Eukaryota; Metazoa; Arthropoda; Insecta; Diptera; Culicidae. The record is from RefSeq and is a predicted model, not a curated record. The coding region runs from base 1424 to 2749 and encodes 441 amino acids. The transcript is spliced from 3 exons. Gene Ontology annotation, molecular function: phosphopyruvate hydratase activity; magnesium ion binding.
UUGUAGCAGCGAGCGGAAGGCAUCAUUUAUCAGCAAACAGUGAAGUGAAAACGGUGCUCGGUCUCUCGGUGCUCUAUCUUCUUUGCCCAAAGUAAAAGAAAAAAUGUAAGUGCGUUCAGUAUCUGCAGGCCAUUUGGGUUGGUUCCGGUGAUGAGUUUUGGGCGGUAGAGUUCGGAUACCAAACACCCUUUCUUUCCAACGAAACGUUUUCUUCCAUCUCUUUUCGGUUUGCACACGCACUUCUGUGGAUUUUUCCAGAACAUUUCCUCCGAUUGUUGGACAUUUUCUUCCUAACCGGCGGCGACUGCAUGUGUGUGUGUCUGUGGUGAAAGUGAAAGAGACUACUUUACUAUUGCACAAUAAUUGCAUUCAGGCACGCGUGUGCAUUGUGUGAGUGUACGUGUGUGUGUGUGGUUGUGGCGGUUAAAUUGAUGCAUCCGGUGUAAAGUAGAUUGCAAUUUGCUUCCGUGUAAAAGCAUCCAUUUAACCUUGAGCUUAUCAGGCAAAGGUCACCUUUCGGUUUUCAUGAUCCUUCGCCCUGAAACGGGCCAGGCGUGUGCAAACGUUUCGAGGGGAGGAAGAGCAUAUCGAAGCAACCAUUGCCGUGGGUGAAAAAUCACGCGAUUGCUUUCUUUUUAGGGAUUUUCGAAUAAAAAAUGGGUUUUAUAAGUUGCACAGACAAGCGAUUAUGUAAGGACGCUAGUUGGUGCAAUGGAAAUGGUUGCAUUUUACACGGAAAAUGGCAUUUUUCUUCCCUUCUCAACCGGCAUAUGUAUCGAACGACCUCUAGAUACAGCUAGAGGUCAAUGAAGACGCGCCUAACAAUAUCCCCCCUCCCCUUGGUCGAAGCAUACACCCGUUUCGCCUUCUUCUUUUCCUCCUCAAACCACGUCAACAUUAUGGGGAUGGGGAUGAAAUGUGAUGCAAAGUUACAUUUAUUUUCUGAAAUUUCAAUUUUAUGAUACACAUUUGAGCUCAGUUGAAUCAUCUUAGGAAUUUUUACGAAACGAACAAAGCGAAGAGUUUUAAAUUUUUAGCAUAUUUUUCUUAAUUGUAAAAUUAAAGCAUUACAGCAGUUAUAACCACCGACUAUUUAAAAUACGACUAUUUUUCAAAAUCAGAGUAGGCCAACCAUCCACCCUGUGGGCACUUAUCACUUUCUAAGAUAAGAGCGGUUCGAUUAUCGACGGAACUGGCAAAGAGGGCCAGGUGGAUUGUCGCUAGGAAACAGAAAGUAUCAAACAACAUCUUUUUCCCCUUCUUUUUUGGUCCGCUUUUGGCCCGCGUGUAUGUUCCGACAACCACUGAUAACCUCCUGGGGUUGUAGCGUACACGUAAAUAACAACAUAAAUUCAUCCGCGUCAAUAAGCAUAGCACCAACAUCAUCACAGCAACGCCAAUACCCUAUCUGCAUCGAACGAGCAUGAUCCGUGGAAUUAUUUCCAAGAUGCCGUUCAAGAGUAUUAAGGCCCGUCAGAUCUUCGACUCCCGUGGCAACCCGACCGUCGAGGUUGACCUGGUCACCGACCUGGGACUGUUCCGUGCUGCCGUCCCGUCUGGCGCGUCCACCGGCGUCCACGAGGCGCUGGAGCUGCGCGACAACGAGAAGGCCAACUGGCACGGCAAGGGUGUCCUGAAGGCGGUUGAGAACAUCAACAAGAUCAUUGCCCCGGCUGUGCUGAGCUCCAACCUUUGCGUUACCCAGCAGAAGGAGCUCGACGAGCUGAUGCUGAAGCUUGACGGAACCGAGAACAAGUCGAAGCUCGGUGCCAACGCUAUUCUGGGCGUUUCGUUGGCCAUCUGCAAGGCCGGCGCUGCCAAGAAGGGAGUCCCGCUGUACAAACACAUCGCUGAUCUCGCUGGCAAUGGCAACAUCAUCCUGCCGGUGCCGGCCUUCAACGUCAUCAACGGUGGUAGCCACGCCGGCAACAAGCUGGCCAUGCAGGAGUUCAUGAUUCUGCCGACCGGUGCGUCGUCCUUUACCGAGGCGAUGAAGAUCGGCAGCGAGGUGUACCACCACCUGAAGAACGUCAUCAAGGCCAAGUUCGGGCUGGACGCGACGGCCGUCGGUGAUGAGGGCGGAUUCGCCCCCAACAUCCUGGAGAACAAGGAAGCGCUGAACCUGAUCCAGGACGCCAUCGCCAAGGCCGGCUACACCGGCAAGGUCGAGAUCGGCAUGGACGUGGCCGCGUCCGAGUUCCACAAGGAGGGCAAGUACGAUCUGGACUUCAAGAACCCGAAGUCGGACCCGAGCGCCUGGUUGACGCCCGACGCGCUGGAGCAGAUGUACCAGGGCUUCAUCAAGGACUUCCCGAUCGUCAGCAUUGAGGAUCCCUUCGACCAGGACCACUGGGACGCGUGGAGCAAGAUCACUGCCAACACCACGAUCCAGAUCGUCGGCGACGAUCUGACCGUCACCAACCCGAAGCGCAUUGCCACGGCCGUCGAGAAGAAGGCCUGCAACUGUCUGCUGCUGAAGGUGAACCAGAUCGGCUCGGUCACGGAGUCGAUCAAUGCCCAUCUGCUGGCGAAGAAGAACGGCUGGGGCACCAUGGUGUCGCAUCGCUCCGGCGAGACCGAGGACACGUUCAUUGCCGAUCUGGUCGUCGGUCUGAGCACGGGCCAGAUCAAGACCGGCGCACCGUGCCGAUCGGAGCGUUUGGCCAAGUACAACCAAAUUCUGCGCAUCGAGGAGGAGCUCGGCGCUGGCGCCAAGUUCGCCGGCAAGAGCUUCCGCCAUCCGCAGUAAGAAGGAUAUUAUUCUCUCCGCGAGUCGGUGGUUCCACGCGUUGCUGGCGGCCGUGCAGAGCGGGUUAGUUUGGUCAGUGGUGUCGUACGUUGAAGAAGGGCCAGGGAGCGACGACCUAGUCUCAGACGUGCAGAUGUGCACUCAACAUUAGUCGUCCUGUGAGCGAAACCUCUCACCCCGACCACCAUCAUCAUCCUCUUCGCUGUUGACGCAAGCCAACUUACAGUAAGACCCACUAGCCCCGCUAGCGCCCACAACAACUCACCCCACCAACUUGAACCUCGGUAUUUAUCGUCAUGAAGCUCUAAUACGCAAGAAGCAUAAAUUGUAAGGCUUAAAGUUAUUGAAUGUUAUAAUUGUUAAAUGAAAGUGUGACAAGUACGUUUGUCAAUGCAUUACUGAAAGUACAUGAUCAUUCGAUAAUAAACGGAAACCAUGGUAGGAAUACACAAUGGAAAAA